AUGACGGAAAUUUCAAAUGUGUUAACACCGCAACUGGAAGCCAUUUGUGUCAAGGUAGUAUCUGGACAAAUGACAGACCAGGAAAGGCCGACGCCCCCACUGGCCACCCUCCAGCCCAGGACAGCCGGGCUGAGCCAGCCGCCCAGGGGGGUGCCCGGCGUGCUGGGGCUCCGGGCACAGCCGCGCUUCCCGAGUGACUCCCCUCCGAUUCGGGUGUUUGUACAGAGGCCACUGCCCGCCCUGCAGCUGGUGGCUCCGCAAGGACCGGGCGCCACGCCGGCCCCUCUGUCAGCGUCUGACCCACCGGCGGUGACAUCUGUUUCAUCCGGUUCCGCGAAUUUCUUUAUUUCCAGCUUGCACACAAAACACACGGAGAAGCUAAAAAAAUCUUUAAAAGUGAAGACGCGUUCUGGACGGAUAUCUCGACCGCCCAAGUAUAAAGUCAAAGAUUAUAAGUUCAUCAAGACGGAGGACCUGGCUGACGGUCGCUUGUCAGAUUCUGACGAUUACUCAGAGCUGAGUGUGGAAGACGACGACGACCAGAGGGGAAAGCGGGUGCUGUUUGACCUGUCGAGCUGUUCCCUGAGGCCCAAGACUUUCAAGUGUCAGACGUGUGAGAAGUCCUACAUAGGAAAAGGGGGCCUGGCCCGGCAUCUUAAACUCAAUCCAGGCCACGGCCACCCAGAACCGGAGGUGUCUCUGUCUGAGAAGGCCAACGGGAGCACGACCCGAGGCUGCGCCGAGGGCAGGACGGCUAGCCUACCGUCCCCGGGGCUGCCCACGUCAGCUCUUCUGGGUGAGGAAGGGGCCCAGUCACCACCGUGUGGCCUGCAGAAUAGCCAGUCUGUAGAAGUUGAAGACGCCUUGGUGUCUGAACCAGAAGAUGGAAAUUAUUCGGCCUUCGUGGGAUCAGAGAGACACCCAGGCCCUAGACGAAUCGAGUUCGUAGCAGCCCCUGCAGAGGCCAGCGAGGCCGUCCUUGGGCGAGGCGGAGCCGCUCACCCGCGUGGGCGCGCCGGUGCCUGCGUGGCAGGUGCACAGAGCGCCUCGGUGGCCAGAGCCCGGCUCAAGGAGUUUCUCCAGCAGUGUGACCGAGAGGCUCUCGUGGACCUGGUGCUGCCUCAGCUGGCUCAGGUGGUGACCGUGUACGAGUUUCUUCUGAUGAAGGUUGAGACAGGUCAUCUAGCAAAACCUUUGUUCCCAGCUGUGUAUAAGGAAUUUGAAGAGUUGCAUAAAAGCGUUAAGAAAAUGUGCCAAGAUUACCUCAGUGGUUCUGGUCUGUGUUCCCAGGAGCCUCUGGAAAUAAGCAACAACAAGGUGGCCGAGUCUUUAGGAAUCACAGAAUUCCUGAGGAGGCGGGAAGCGCGCACAGAGUGCGUCCCAGCGCAGCGCACCAGCGGGGACACGGGCCGGGACCCCCGGGCCGAGCCGGAGGAGGCCGGCCAGCAGAAGCGGGGAAACGAGACCGCGGACGGGGCGCCGGCCUGGGUGAAGAAGACCAGAAGAGACCCUCCGCCCCAGGACACCACUGACGGUGGAGCCCCAGCCGCUAACCAGGGUCCUGCCCCUCCAGCGAGCGGGAACGCCCCUCGCCGUCCGGAAGGAAGCCACACGGCACCGGUGUCUGGUCGAGCAGGCCGGCAGCUGCGGGCAUUUGCUGACCCCGAGGCCAAGAGCGGGUGUGGGGCUCCCGCUCUCUCGUGCGAGAACGUCCGUGGGCUGAGUCUGUGUCCUCAGUCAGGAGAGCCCGGGACGCACACACAGGGGUGCGUGCCAGCCCUCCCUGGAGAGAAUGCUCAGGAACGCUCCGCAGACUGGAACGGAACUGGAAACAGCCUGGGCAGCGGGGAUCUCUGCAGGACCCUGAUGUUCCCUGGAGGGGUGGCAUCCCUGCCGCCUUCCGGGCCUGGAGACCUUGAGAGGCAUGGCUCCCUCUGGAAAGGCCCACGGUCUGGCCCCAGCGACGUCCUGUUUCCAGAGGCUGCCGGCCCUCUGCUGGAGACGGUUUUGUCUGUGGACGUGGGGCCAGCUGACUGCGUCCCCAGGACCGUGCCCGAGCCGGGGCCUCAGCCGGCCCAGGCCGGGUCGCUGCCCACCGAUGGCGGCCGGGGAAGCCAUGCAGGGGGUGUGGACCACUUCCCCGCGGGGCCCGAGGCGCGCGCUGACCAGAGAGAACUGGAGAGCAUUGCUGCUGCUGGAGAAGCCGUGGCUUUUGAAAUCACCAAUGGGUGCCAUGAAUUUUUGUCUCAGGGACAGGAACAGAUAUUUAUUCAGACUUCCGACGGCUUGAUCUUGUCCCAUCCGGGUUCCGUGAUGUCCGGGGAGGAAGAUGUUGUCAUAGUGGCCGGUAUGGAGGGGCCUGCCCUGCAGACGGCCCCCCCGGAAGGGGUCCCUCUAGAAACCACGGAGGCAGAGCCCUCACAGUGA
Messenger RNA from Puma concolor (puma), 2427 nucleotides. NCBI's taxonomy places the organism in Eukaryota, Metazoa, Chordata, Mammalia, Carnivora, Felidae. The record is from RefSeq and is a predicted model, not a curated record.